Molecule: messenger RNA, 2416 nt
Organism: Empidonax traillii (willow flycatcher)
Lineage: Eukaryota; Metazoa; Chordata; Aves; Passeriformes; Tyrannidae
Exons: 10
Coding region: 20-2416 (798 amino acids)
Molecular function (GO): zinc ion binding
Source: RefSeq, a predicted model, not a curated record
UUUGCGAGGCUCGGGCGCCAUGGCCGAGGCGGGCGCUGCGGCCAGGCUGAAGGACGAGCUGACCUGCCCCAUCUGCCUGGACAUUUACAGCAACCCAGUGUCCCUGGGGUGCGGUCACAGCUUCUGCGAGGUGUGCAUCCGGGAGGAACAGAAAUGCCAGCAGAGCCCUUCCAAGUGCCCACUCUGCCUUACCCCCAUAGGCCAAGCCGAGAAGCUGAAGCCCAACUUCCAUCUCCGCAACAUAGCGCAGAAGUUUUUGGAUGCUUCUGCUCAUCAAGGGGAGGAAGAGCAGGAAGUGCAAUGCAAAGAGAAGGAGGAAAGUUCGAGGCGGCAAGAGGAGGUGAUCCUGUGCGAUUUCUGCCUUCAGGAGCCCCAGCCAGCCGUGAAGACUUGCCUGACCUGCGAAGCCUCCCUGUGCCAAGCCCACCUGAGCAAGCACAGCUCAAACAGCCAGAGAAACCACGCCCUGGUGGAGCCCUGUGGUGCCCAGGCUUUGGCUGAGAGGAAAUGCCGCCAGCACGGCAAAUUGCUGGAAUGCUUCUGCGCGCAGGACAAGGUCUGCAUCUGCAUGCUGUGCUCUGUCCUCAGCUCCCACAAGGACCACGAGAUCAUCAGUUUGGAGGAGGCUUUUGGCCGUGCUCAGAGUGUUUUUCCUGAAACUCUGAGAGAAGUGAAAAAGUAUGAAGCUGAGCUGGAUCAAAGCAUAGCAAACCUGCUGAAACAAGAGAAGGAAGUAGAGGUUAAGCAGAGUCUGCAGAGGGAACAGCUGAAGAGCCUAUUCAGAGAGAUCAGUCUGCAGCUUGAGGAAAAAAAAAGUGAGAUCCUGAAAACUCUCAGUGACCAUGAGAAGCAACAACUUUCUCAGAUUCAGACGGAGAUAAAGAACCAUGAAAAGCAGAAGCAUUCAGCCAGCCAUGAUGUUCAGGAGCUGGAGGCUCUGAGAAAUCAGAAAGAUGUACUUCUUUUCACCAAGGCUUUUACAGCAAUUCACACCAGGGAACGCAAGCCAGUUGCUGUCAUGGAUGGUGUGGAACUGACAAACUCACCUAUUGCUGUGGAUGAAUCAACAACACGCAAUACUCUACACCUUUUCCAGGAAUUCCUUUCAAACAUGGAGUCCUCAUUUAAACCAUCACCACUUGGGGUGCUGUUUUCAACUCCUCACAGCAGUACAGGUCAACCAGGUUACCCACAUCCAGGUUACUCUCCUUUUUCCUUUGGCACUCCUCCUCCCAGCUCUACUUCAAGUAUGAGCUUUGUCCUGCAUCCGAUGCAGAAGCAAAACCCCCUGUGCCAUAUGUGGUAUGGAUUAUUUUCGUUCUCGCAGUCUGGCUUGGGCCUCAUCUCUGCAGCCAUGGAAAAAGCUAGUGAAGAAUUUGAAGGAGGUGCCAGCCUGGAGGCCGAACUCGUUUGUUCCAUCUGCCUGUGCCUCUACAAGGACCCAGUGUUGCUGAGCUGCCGUCACAGCUUCUGCCAGCAGUGCAUCCUGAAGGUGCUCACAGCCCAGCAACAAACCCUGGCUCCUCUGACCUGCCCCGUGUGCAGGUUCUACCUGGGGCCCAACCUGGAGCUGCAGAAAAAUUUCCACCUGUGCAACAUCGUGAAGGCAUUUCAGGCCAAGACUUCCAAAGAAAAACGCGGCAAGGGCUCUGAAGAAAUGGGGACAGAGGUGUUCCCCUGUGAGUACUGCCUGGAUGAGACCCAGCCAGCGGUGAAAACCUGCCUGAUCUGCGAUGCGUCCUUGUGCAAGUCCCAUCUGAACAAACACAACUCCAAGGCUUCCUACCGGGACCACAUCCUGGUGCAAGUGGGAGCAGGCAGUGUGGUGGAGGAGAGGAGGUGCCUGCAGCAUGGCAGGAUGCUGGAAUACUACUGCUGCUGGGAGGGGCAGUACAUCUGCAUGCUCUGCUUCACCAGGGGGGCCCACAUGAACCACAGGGUCAUCACCCUGAAGGAGGGACAUGACCAGCAGCUGACUAAACUCUUGAACACAGUGACACGGCUGCAGCAAAAUGAAAGUGCCUUAGUUACCGCCCUGGAAGAUCUUGAGAAAAGCGAGAAUCAGCUCAAGACCAAUACAAAGACAGUGACUUCUCAGAUACAAAAGCUGUUUGACGAGUUAAAGACAGAGUUGGUUAAGAAAGAGAAGAAGAUCCUGAGUGACAUUCAAUCUAAUGAGAGAAAGCAACUGGCAGACAUUAACAAAGUGAAGAAGGAAAUGGAAGAGAGGAGAAAGGAGGUUAAGCAGAAUCUUCAGCUUUUGCAGAAGAUGAGAGAGCGACAAGAUAUUUUCCUCUUCUUCAAGGUAAGCAGUGAUAUUCAGUUUUUCUUCAUGGAUAUGCCUAUUUCUCAGGCAGCUUCCCUUUCUGAUAAUCACACUAACAAAUUUUUUCGUUUUCUUUUUUUUUUUUUUUAA